Saimiri boliviensis boliviensis (Bolivian squirrel monkey) is the source of this 2428-nucleotide messenger RNA. It is a transcript of the gene SLC39A13, whose product is annotated as solute carrier family 39 member 13. The record is from RefSeq and is a predicted model, not a curated record. Gene Ontology annotation, cellular component: membrane. NCBI's taxonomy places the organism in Eukaryota, Metazoa, Chordata, Mammalia, Primates, Cebidae. Gene Ontology annotation, molecular function: zinc ion transmembrane transporter activity. Gene Ontology annotation, biological process: intracellular zinc ion homeostasis; zinc ion transmembrane transport.
CGCGGGUCCCCCAGCGCCGCGAGGCGGAAGCGCCCUCUGCCGCUACUUCCCCCGACCCCGCGGCACGCGGCGCCUCGGGUUCCGGAUAGGCCCCGUGUGACGUGGCCGCGCGCCGGGGGCGGCUCCGGGCCGGGGGCCGAGCGGCCGGGCGGCCGGGCGGGGCACAGCCGGGGCGGGGCGCGGCACCGCAGCUGGAUGGCCGGGGCCGCCCGGAGCGCCGCCGCCGCCGCACGUACGUGGCAUGCCUGGAUGUCCCUGCCUUGGCUGUGGCAUGGUGGGCCCAAGGCUCUUCUUCCUCACCGCCCUUGCGGUGGAACUCCUGGGAAGGGCUGGGGGUUCCCAGCCGGCCCUCCAGAGCCGGGGGACUGCGACGGCCUGUCGCCUGGACAACAAGGAAAGCGAGUCCUGGGGGGCCCUGCUGAGUGGAGAGCGGCUGGACACGUGGAUCUGCUCCCUCCUGGGUUCCCUCAUGGUGGGGCUCAGUGGGGUCUUCCCAUUGCUUGUCAUUCCCCUGGAGAUGGGGACCAUGCUGCGCUCAGAAGCUGGGGCCUGGCGCCUGAAGCAGCUGCUCAGCUUCGCCCUGGGGGGACUUCUGGGCAAUGUGUUUCUGCACCUGCUGCCUGAAGCCUGGGCCUACACAUGCAGCACCGGCCCUGGUGGUGAGGGGCAGAGCCUGCAGCAGCAGCAGCGGCUGGGGCUGUGGGUCAUUGCUGGCAUCCUGACCUUCCUGGCGUUGGAGAAGAUGUUCCUGGACAGCAAAGAGGAGGGGACCAGCCAGGCCCCCAGCAAAGACCCCACUGCUGCUGCCGCCACGCUCAAUGGAGGCCACUGUCUGGCCCAGCCGGCUGCAGAGCCCGGCCUCGGUGCCGUGGUCCGGAGCAUCAAAGUCAGCGGCUACCUCAACCUCCUGGCCAACACCAUCGACAAUUUCACCCAUGGGCUGGCUGUGGCUGCCAGCUUCCUUGUGAGCAAGAAGAUUGGGCUCCUGACGACCAUGGCCAUCCUCCUGCACGAGAUCCCCCACGAGGUGGGCGAUUUUGCCAUCCUGCUCCGGGCUGGCUUUGACCGAUGGAGCGCAGCCAAGCUGCAACUGUCGACGGCACUGGGGGGCUUGCUGGGCGCCGGCUUUGCCAUCUGUACCCAGUCCCCCAAGGGAGUAGAGGAGACGGCGGCCUGGGUCCUGCCCUUCACCUCUGGUGGCUUUCUAUACAUUGCCUUGGUGAAUGUGCUGCCUGACCUCUUGGAGGAAGAGGACCCGUGGCGCUCCCUGCAGCAGCUGCUUCUGCUCUGCGCGGGCAUCAUGGUGAUGGUGCUAUUUUCGCUCUUCGUGGAUUAACCAUCCCUGACGCCCCUGCCCCCUGCAGCAAUAAGAUGCUCGGAUUCACUCUGUGACCGCAUAUGUGAGAGGCAGAGAGGGCGAGUCCCUGUGAGAGAGAAUGAGCCUCCCACCAGGCAGGAGGGAGGUGUGCGUGGAUGUGUGUGGUGUGCACAUGUGGCCAGAGGCGUGUGCGAGACCGACACUGUGAUCCCCGUGCCGGGCCCGGGGCCCAGUGUAGCGCCCGUUCUUCACCUCUUCUUUGCCACCGUCAUAUUGCACCUCCUGGAGUGAACAGUGAGGGUCCUCACCCUGUCAGGACCCCAGGAGCAAGAGCAGCCCCAGGAUCCCCGGGUGCAGGGAACUCCAGACCUGGCCUGCCUUCUGCUGCCCCUCUGCACACGAAGCCAGGUGCCUAGGGGCCAAGGCUGGGGCAGCUUAGUUCCCCUUUCCUGGCCCGCCCUUCCCCACCUCUAAGCCAAAGAAAGGAGAGGCAGGUGCUCCCAUACCCCCAGCCCCACUCAGCACUGACAGUCCCCAGCUCCUAGUAGUGGGGCUUCCAGAAGCCGCUUCCCAAGACCCUUUCCUCAGGGCUGCCCGCCCUGGGAGCUCAUUCCCGGCGAAGAAUGAGCCCUGGCAGCACCGGCAGCUCUUGCCACCUCCAGCUGCCAAAUAGCAGACUGCCAGGCAGGGAGCAGCCCCAAGCCAGAGAGGCCUCCCGGGCCAGCUCAGGGACACUCCUGCCAGCACAGGGGCCAGGGACUCUUGGAGCAGGCACAGCGUGAGCCUGGGCUGCCCUCCCCAACUCGGGCCCCUUUCCUUCUUCACUGGGGUUGGGGUAGGUGGGGGCAGCGAGGGCUCCGCGCAUUGUCAGCGCUUAGGAAUGUGCUCUGGGAGAGUGCUGAAGCCAUAAUCCCCAGCCAUUUCCCUUGGCUGACGCCCAGGUACUCAGCUGGCCCACUCCACAGCCAGGCUUGGCCCUGUCCUUGACCGUGGAUGUUUUCAGAAGUGGCCAUUGAGAGGUCUGGAUGGUUUUAUAGCAACUUUGCUGUGAUUCCGUUUGUAUCUGUAAAUAUUUGUUCUAUAGAUAAGAUACAAAUAAAUAUAUCUACA